ACGUUUUCACCUUGCCUCAGCUUCCCCUCCUGAGGGAGUGUGUGAGUCACUGAGUGCCUGUGCUCACACCACAUGUUGGCAGGGGUGCACUCAAGAGGAUGUGCAGUUGUCUCCCAGACUCACCAACAAAUUGAACUGUGAAUUUGGGAUGGCAGGUACGUGCUGGGAGAAGGCAAAAGGACAACAACAGCUUUGUGUGCUGGUGAAGUAAACAGACAGUUGCAGAUCUGAUCUCUUCUGAGCACCUCACCGUGUCUCCAUCCUUGGGACUCUGAACCCAGCAGCUGGACCACUUUGUCCUUGGAAUUUUGGGUGUCCUCUCUGCCCACCUUCCCUUUCCCCCUCCCCCCCCUCCCGAGAACUCCUGAAGACUGUAGGAGGGCCAUGGAGUCCAGGGAGAUCUUAAGCAGCUCCCGGCAGAGGGGGAGCGAGUCGGAUUUCCUGCCCGGCUCCUCGGCCAAGCCCCCGGCCCCCGGCUGCCCGGGAGAGGCCUUGCUGUCCGCCCCCGGGGCCGGGAAGGGGCUCCCAGGGGCCGGAGAGCGCAUGGAGCCCGAGGAGGAAGACGAGCUGGGCUCGGGGCGGGAUGUGGAUUCCAACUCCAACGCCGACAGCGAGAAGUGGGUGGCAGGAGAUGGCCUGGAAGAACAGGAGUUUUCCAUCAAGGAGGCAAACUUCACGGAGGGGAGUCUGAAGCUGAAGAUCCAGACCACAAAGCGGGCUAAGAAACCCCCAAAGAAUCUGGAGAACUACAUAUGCCCACCGGAGAUCAAGAUCACCAUCAAGCAGUCUGGGGACCAGAAGGUGUCCCGUGCUGGGAAAAAUAGCAAAGCCACGAAAGACGAAGAAAGAAGCCACUCCAAAAAGAAGCUCCUCACAGCCAGUGACCUUGCAGCCAGCGACCUCAAAGGAUUUCAGCCACAGGCUUACGAGCGGCCACAGAAACACUCAGCUCUCCAUUAUGACCCAGGCCUCCCACAAGACUUCACCGGUGACACCUUAAAACCAAAGCACCAGCAAAAAAGCAGCAGCCAGAACCACAUGGACUGGUCCACCAACUCUGACAGUGGACCUGCCACUCAGAAUUGCUUCAUCAGUCCAGAAUCUGGCCGAGAGACUGCAAGCACCAGCAAGAUCCCAGCUCUUGAGCCCGUGGCUGCCUUUGCAAAGGCCCAGGGUAAGAAAGGCAGUGCAGGGAGCACAUGGAGUCAGUUGUCCAACAGCAGCAAAGAUCUGCUUUUGGGAGGUGUGGUUCCAUCCCCAAGCAACCACAGCUCACCAGCCCCACCCAGCAGCUCUGCCGAGUGCAAUGGGCUUCAGCCCUUGGUCGAUCAAGAGGGGGGAGGAGCAAAGGAACCCCCAGAACCACCUACUAUAAGCAGCAAGAAAAAGUCCAGUAAAAAAGAUGUGAUAAGUCAAAACAUACCAAACCCAGACCUGGACUGGGUCAAGAAUGCCCAGAAAGCAUUUGACAAUACAGAAGGGAAAAGGGAAGGCUACUCCGCAGAUCAUGCCCAAGAGGCAUCACCAGCCAGGCAGAAUGUGAGUUCCGUCAGUAAUCCUGAAAACGACUCGAGUCAUGUCCGGAUUACUAUCCCUAUCAAGGCACCCUGUCUAGAUCCAACCAGUCAUAAAAGGAAAAAGAGACAGUCCAUCAAAGCAGUGGUGGAAAAGAUCAUGCCAGAGAAAGCUCUGGCUUCUGGAAUCACUAUGAGCAGUGAAGUAGUUAACAGGAUACUUUCCAACCCUGAAGGAAGUAAGAAAGAUCCCCGUGUCCCUAAGUUGGGUAAAAUGAUAGAGAGCGAGUCCCCCUCCAUUGGCCUUGAAACGGGUGGAAGUGCCGAGAAAGUUGUCCCGGGAGGUGUGUCGAAGCAACGGAAGCCAUCCAUGGUCAUGACGACUCCCACAUGCACAGAUCACUCUCCAUCAAGAAAGCUGCCGGAAAUCCAACAUCCAAAAUUUGCUGCAAAACGGAGAUGGACUUGCAGCAAACCCAAACCCACCAGUAUGCUUCGGGAGGCAGUCAUGGCCACCUCCGACAAACUGAUGGUGGAACCGCCGUCUGCGUAUCCCAUCACCCCAUCCAGCCCUCUCUACACCAACACAGACAGUCUUACUGUGAUCACGCCGGUCAAGAAGAAGCGGGGACGACCAAAGAAGCAGCCUUUGCUCACGGUUGAGACGAUUCAUGAGGGGACUUCCACCAGUCCGGUCAGUCCCAUCAGCCGGGAGUUUCCUGGCACCAAGAAAAGAAAGAGACGACGCAGUUUAGCUAAGUUGGCCCAACUGGUACCGGGAGAGGACAAACCCAUGAGCGAGAUGAAAUUUCACAAAAAAGUUGGGAAGCUUGGAGUAUUGGAUAAGAAGACCAUCAAAACUAUCAAUAAGAUGAAAACACUCAAGAGGAAAAAUAUCUUGAACCAGAUCUUGUCCUGCUCCAGCAACAUUGCUCUGAAGGCUAAAGCUCCCCCGGAGACCAGCCCUGCAGCAGCAGCAAUUGAGAGCAAACUGGGCAAGCAGAUUAAUGUCAGCAAGAGGGGAACCAUCUACAUUGGCAAGAAGAGGGGCAGGAAGCCAAGAGCAGAGCUGCCACCCCCAUCCGAAGAACCCAAAACAGCCAUCAAGCACCCAAGGCCUGUUUCUAGCCAGCCGGAUGUUCCAGCCGUGCCUUCCAACUUUCAGUCACUUGUGGCGUCUUCACCAGCAACUAUGCACCCACUUUCAACACAGUUAGGUGGGUCAAAUGGCAGCCUGAGCCCCGCCAGCACUGAAACCAAUUUUUCAGAGUUGAAAACUAUGCCAAAUCUCCAGCCCAUCAGUGCUCUUCCAACCAAAACCCAAAAGGGAAUACAUAGUGGAACCUGGAAGCUGUCUCCACCCAGGCUGAUGGCCAACUCACCUUCACACCUUUGCGAGAUCGGGUCACUCAAGGAAAUAACACUGUCCCCUGUGAGCGAGUCGCACAGUGAGGAGACGAUCCCGAGCGACAGUGGCAUUGGGACAGACAACAAUAGCACGUCUGACCAAGCAGAGAAGAGUUCAGAAUCCCGACGGAGGUACUCUUUCGAUUUCUGCUCCCUGGACAACCCGGAGGCCAUUCCGUCUGACACCAGCACAAAGAACCGGCAUGGCCACCGGCAGAAGCAUCUCAUUGUAGACAACUUCCUGGCCCACGAAAGCCUCAAGAAGCCAAAGCACAAGAGGAAACGGAAAAGCCUGCAAAACCGUGAUGAUCUCCAGUUUCUAGCCGACCUGGAAGAGCUCAUCACCAAGUUCCAGGUGUUCAGGAUCUCCCACCGGAGUUACACCUUUUACCACGAGAAUCCGUAUCCCAGCAUUUUUCGGAUUAAUUUUGAUCACUAUUACCCGGUGCCAUAUAUCCAGUAUGACCCGUUGCUCUAUCUUCGUAGGACUUCAGACUUGAAGUCAAAGAAGAAGCGUGGUAGGCCUGCAAAAACCAAUGACACCAUGACAAAGGUGCCUUUUUUACAAGGGUUCAGCUACCCUAUUCCCAGUGGAAGUUACUAUGCACCCUAUGGAAUGCCUUACACAUCAAUGCCUAUGAUGAAUCUUGGUUAUUACAGUCAGUACCCAGCUCCAUUGUACCUGUCGCACACGCUCGGAGCAGCUUCCCCGUUCAUGAGGCCGACAGUGCCACCACCUCAGUUCCACACGAGCUCCCACAUGAAGAUGUCCGGUACAGCGAAGCAUAAAGCAAAGCAUGGAGUACACCUGCAGGGACCCGUCGGCAUGGGCCUCGGUGACAUGCAGCCAUCCCUGAAUCCUCCCAAGGUCGGCAGCGCCAGUCUGUCCAGCGGUCGACUCCACAAGAGGAAACACAAACACAAGCAUAAGCACAAGGAAGACCGGCUCCUGGGGACCCACGACAACCUGAGUGGUCUCUUUGCAGGCAAAGCCACAGGCUUCUCCAGCCACAUCCUGAGUGAGCGGCUGAGCAGCACAGACAAAGAGCUGCCCUUGUUGAGCGAGAAGAGCAAACAUAAAGAGAAACAGAAGCACCAGCACGGCGAGGCCAGCCACAAAGCCUCUAAGAACAGCUUUGAGGUGGACACCCUGUCUACGCUGUCACUGUCUGAUGCCCAGCAUUGGACGCAAGCUAAGGACAAAGGCGACUUGAGCGGUGAGCCUGUGGACUCAUGCACAAAAAGGUACUCGGGCAGUGUUGGGGAUGGUGGCAGCACAAGACCGGAGAGCCUGGACGUGUUCAGUGAGAUGAACCCUUCGAAUGACAAGUGGGACAGUGACAUGAGUGGGAGUAAAAGGAGGAGCUACGAAGGCUUUGGGACGUACAGGGAAAAAGACAUCCAAGCCUUCAAGAUGAACCGCAAAGAGAGAAGCUCUUACGACUCUUCCAUAUCUCCAGGGAUGCCAAGUCCCCACUUAAAAGUGGACCAGACAGCAACGCAUAGCAAGAACGAGGGCUCCGUGUCCACCAUGAUGACCAGGAAGAAGCCAGCUGCGGUUGACAGUGUUGCCAUCCCUCCCACCCCGGUGUUAUCUCUCCUCGCUGCGUCUGCAGCGACCUCGGAUGCAGCCAGUGCCUCCCUGAAGAAGCGGUUCAAGCGGCGGGAGAUCGAAGCGAUCCAGUGCGAGGUGCGGAAGAUGUGCAGCUACACCAAGAUCCUGUCCACCAAGAAGAACCUGGACCACGUGAACAAGAUCCUGAAGGCCAAGCGGCUGCAGAGACAAUCGAAGACGGGCAACAACUUCGUCAAGAAGAGGCGGGGGCGUCCCCGAAAGCAGCCCAGCCAGUUCGAGGAGGACCCCAGAGACCAGAUGCCGGUGCUGGAAAAAUGCAUCGACCUGCCCAGCAAGAGGGGCCAGAAGCCCAGCCUGAGCCCGCUGGCGCUGGAGCCCGCCGCGGCCGCCGCGGGCCAGGACGCGGUCAUGGCCACCAUCGAG
Miniopterus natalensis is the source of this 4920-nucleotide messenger RNA. NCBI's taxonomy places the organism in Eukaryota, Metazoa, Chordata, Mammalia, Chiroptera, Miniopteridae. The record is from RefSeq and is a predicted model, not a curated record.